Molecule: messenger RNA, 603 nt
Organism: Zasmidium cellare ATCC 36951
Lineage: Eukaryota; Fungi; Ascomycota; Dothideomycetes; Mycosphaerellales; Mycosphaerellaceae
Exons: 2
Coding region: 1-603 (200 amino acids)
Source: RefSeq, a predicted model, not a curated record
AUGGCCCCCGCGUAUCCUCCAACUCCAGCUUCUCAGUGGCCAGAAGAAUACAAGCCGUACGCAGAGUGGGUCGAAGAAAGAGUCGCCCCAACUUUAGGUCCAAAUGGCCAAAUUUUAACAUAUCAAAACGCCAACGGCGGUCUCGAGGGCCCUUUCCCUGUCAUCGUCGCUUCGAAAGAUGUUGGACAACUCAUUACGGAGGCUAUAAGCAAGUUUGGGUCAUUGGGAGACAUCCCGAAAGAUGCAAAAGAAGUUGCGAUUUUGACGGUUGGCGCCAAGUUCGACGCCAAAUUCGAGCAAUACGCCCAUUACAACAUCGCCACCAAAACGGCUGGUCUUACUCACGACCAAUGUGUGGCGAUGAAGGCUGGCAAGAAGCCUGAAGGACUUAGUCCAGCGGCUGCGGCGACCUACGACGCCUCUUACCAUCUCGUCAACAAACAAGGACCGUUACCGCAGGAUUUGUAUGAUGCCUGUGUGAAGGAACUCGGCAAGGAGGUGACACUUCUAAUGACGCACUACGUCGCCAUGUACUGCUACAUGUGCGUUUUGAUGAAUGCUAUGAGGGUACCACUGCCCGAUGGUAUUGAGAUGCCAGUGUAA